Morone saxatilis (striped sea-bass) is the source of this 3854-nucleotide messenger RNA. Its product is annotated as TRPM8 channel-associated factor homolog. NCBI's taxonomy places the organism in Eukaryota, Metazoa, Chordata, Actinopteri, Moronidae. The record is from RefSeq and is a predicted model, not a curated record.
AUGUCCAACGAGCCCAUCCAAAACCACCAUGAAGAAGCCUACAUCUUCCUGAUGCGUGGCUUGAGAGAAUUGGACCUCCGGGGCCCCUGUGUUCCCAGUGACCUUUUGAUUGGAGAUCAUGCCUUUCCUUUAGAUGACAGCAAAGGCCAGGUCCUGAUGGCUGCCUCUCUGUACGGUGGAAGGAUUGUUGUCCUGGGUCAUGAAGGCUACCUGACUGCCUUUCCUGCUCUGGUAGAGAACGCUCUGACCUGGCUGAGAGGAGAUGGGUCUGACAACUUGUCUGUGGGGGUCCACAAAAACAUAAAGGCAGUAGCUGAUAACCUUAGCAGAUCCAUCUUCCAAGCCAAAGUUGUGGGUGCCUUUAGUAAUGAUCUGGAGGUUGGUGUGUAUGUGACUGAUGCCUACAGGGGUGCAGACCCAAAGGACGACCUGGUGGCAUUUCUGAAAGCUGGAGGAGGAGUGCUGAUAGCGGGGCAGGCAUGGAGCUGGGCUGCAAACCACCCUAAGGAGAACACCAUCCUGCAAUUUCCAGGGAAUAAAGUGUCUGGGGUGGCUGGGAUCUACUUUUCUACGCAUUAUGGGAAUGUAGAGAUCCUGCCUGUCUACCCUCAAAUCCCAUCAUCAUGGAUGGCUAUAAAACUUGGUAAGAAUUUUGAAGAUGACCUGGAACUCUUACUCCAGAAAGUUUCAGAGUUUGACCUCCAAGGUGAAUCAGUACCUUCUGAGGUUCUUGUCCACGGCCCACUAGCCUUCCCUAUUGGUACCACUAAGGAUGGACAGGCAUUCCUGGCAGGAGCCUACUAUGGGCAGGGACGGGUCAUUGUGGUGACACAUGAAGCAUAUCUGGGAAAAAAGACACUGGCUUCCUUUUGGAACAAUGCCAUUGAUUGGUUGGACCAAGGCCGGCAGGGGGUCAUUGGUGUUGUGCCAGAUCUCAGUCUCAGCGAGUUAGGGUUAAAGUGCAAGAAGACGGUGUUCAGGAAAGACCUGAGUGUAUUUGUGUGUACAGCGUACAGUGAUGAUCAUGUGGAGGAAAUCCAAGACUUUGUGGCAGAGGGAGGAGGCCUGCUGAUUGGUGGACAUGCCUGGUACUGGGCACAUACACACUUUGGGCAAAACCCAUUGACAGAUUUCUCAGGAAACAAGAUCCUGAACAAAAUGGGCAUGAGCCUGUUGAAGGCCACGAUUAGUGGAGGUUCCUACAAGGUCCCUGUGCCCAGCCAGGCCAUGAAACACACCUACCACUUCCGCUAUCUUUUACGCCUCCUGGCUGGUCAUAUCGCCCAGGGUGAAAAACUCACAGAGCAUGAGGAGGAACGCUUUAAAAAACUGGGUCGGGACUGUGCCGACUACUUGCCCAUGAAGGCUUAUGACAGCUACUCCUACAUGCAGGUGCUGUCCGUCCUCACUGACAUACUGAAGAAGUCCGGCAUGCCACAGGUGAGUGAAAAGAAUCCUGUGAAGAGCCCAAAAGACCACCUACUCCUCAGUUUGGGGACAGAGUUAUAUAAUGUUUCCCCCGAUCCUGAUGCCCUCCUACCUUACCUCAUGAAGCAAAUGCCUUUUGUCUAUAACCAAAGGAUCAGGAUUAAUGCUAACACGGCAGGAGAGAAGGAGUGGCUUAGUACUGGUCUGUACCUGUGUCCUGGAAUGAAGACCGAGAUAAUCAUACCAGCAGAGAUCGUCAACAAGAGAUGGACGAUCCAGAUAGGCUGUCAAACAGACAAGCUGAAUGCUGAAGAGUUAAAGAGAGCACCGUGUGUUUGUGAGCUAUUUCCUGUUACCACAGAGAAGAUGCAGGUGUCAAACCUAUGGGGGGGACUCAUCUACCUGGUGGCCCCACGCAACACAAAGGUGGAAGGGGCUGAGUUCAUAGUGCAGACAGCUACACCUGCUCCUUAUUACAAGUGUGGUGUGACAACAGCAGCUGAUUGGUCGUCGCUGCGUAAAGCUCCCUCACCCUGGGCAGAGCUGGAGUUUGACAACAUCAUCCUUACUGUACCAUCAGAUGUUGUUCGCGACCUGGAGCGCCCUGAUGAGGUGGCAACGCUCUGGAAUGACAUCAUGAAGGGUGUCGCAGAUCUGGCUGCCAUCCCACACAAAUUUGAACGUAAAGAACGCAUCGUAGCAGAUGUGCAGAUUUCCAAUGGUUGGAUGCAUUCAGGCUAUCCUAUCAUGAUGCACUCAUCUAUAGCAGCUGAGUUGGUCAGUCUAGAUGGUGCCAGGACUGUAGGCCUGUGGGGAGAAAUUCAUGAACUGGGACACAACCAACAGAGAAGCUGUUGGGAGUUCCCUCCACACACCACAGAGUGUACAUGCAACCUGUGGUCAGUGUAUGUGCAUGAAGAGGUGCUGGGGCUCAACAGGGCACAGGCUCAUCCACAUAUGACCUUAACAAAUCGGAAGAGUCGUGUAGAGGAGUAUGUUAAGGGGGGCAGGAAACUCAAGGAUUGGAAAGUGUGGCUGGCCCUGGAGACAUACAUGCAGCUCCAAGAAAAGUUUGGCUGGGAUGCCUUUAAGAAGGUGUUUGCUGCCUACCAUGAGAUGUUCAACUUUCCAAAGGACAACAAAGAAAAGAUGAACCUGUAUGCUGAGACUUUCUCCCAGACUGUGAAGAUGAAUCUGACUGGAUUCUUUAAGUCCUGGGGUUGGCCCAUAGGAAGAGAUACUGAGGAGAAACUCUUCUACCUGCCUCCCUGGAGUGACCACCCGAUGGUCCAGUAUGAUUAAACUUUAGACUGCUAAAACUGCUGAUGAUAGAUGUUUUUAAUCAGCAAUGAAUUGGUCAAAUUUGGGUUUUUAUUAUUUUAGAAGUGAUUUCCCAAGAAAACAGGAAGUAAUUUGUUAAGAUAAGAAAAAUAAUUGAUUAACAGUUUAUGAGCAAGUUGGCUAAAGAACAACAUUGAGUUAAUGGCCUAGAAAGAUGAAAUCAUUCAGUUCACACGAAGAUUGUAAAGUAAAAUAUUAUUUACAUAAUAGAAUUGCCAACAUGAUACACACAAGUGCUCAUAUACCUCCUCACAUUUAGUCCUUAUUCUGAAAAUAAUUAAUCUGAGGAUGCUAAAAUUGACAGCUAGAUGAUGAUCAUUCCUAAGCAAAAUGUUCCUGGAAAAAAAAUAUUUAAAUAUUAAAAUAGAAUUUUCUACUGUAAAGAAAUGGGGGAAGAAAACAAUAACUACUGGGAGGCCAAUUGUAUUUUUUGUAAGACAACUAAAGGGUUUCAUGUUUCUCUGAUUUAUCAUUCAGGCUCUCCUUAUUAUAUUUUUAACAAUAAAGUACACAUGUUGUCAAAAUAAAAACCUAUUAAUAUUCUAAGCAUAGGUCCAUGACUAGGUAUAUUCACGAAGGCCCUAAAAAAUGACCAUUCCCCUAAAAGUACAUCUGCAGCUUAAAGCAAUAUAUAAUUCUGCUGUUUGGGCUAUAAAUAGCUGUAAAAUCACAACUAUGAGCUGACACAAGCACUCUGUAAAGCUGAGGGGAAGCUGUAGAGUUAGGUGAUUAAAUGUUUUUCAGCAACCAUAAAAACUAAUAAUAAACUAAAGUGGGCUUACACUGUAUCGUGUGUCAGGUGAGGGUCAUCUCACAUAGCAAAAAUCAGAUACUCUGAUUGAGCUGAGAUUCAGAUUCAGAAUACUGUGUUUUUCUUUUUUCAUUUUCAUUUUUCAUACAUUUGCUUACAUGUUGAAAGUUCCCAUUUUAUAUAUUAAUACAUUAAUUAUGUAUACAUUUCUGUAAUUGCUACUUGGACUGCGUUUUCACUGUAAUCCUGAAGUGGUGGACAUGGAAAUUAAUUUCAUUUAUUUGUCUUGCAGUGUUACAAUAAAUGACACUGUAUGUUGAUAUUUUCCUUUACU